UGUAUAAUAUUUAAAUCUCAGUGUCGCUUGAUAUAUAACUAAUACGGCAAGGCAUCAUCACUAUAUUAUUCACAAAAACGUGUGUGUGUGUGUGUGUGUGUGUGACAAAACAAGUGAAUUUUAUCACUGCGCAGGCGUUUUAGCUUGCUGAGGUGGUCGCCAUGGAGACGGAGACGCCAGACAGAUGACAGUGUGUUCACGGCUACUUUUGCUGGAUAUUACUUAAAAUGAAGUAUAUCCACAGUACGAGCACCUAACGCAGGAUGUAGACAAUACACGGGGAACUAUAGAGGCAGUUGUGAUGUGUGAAGAGGACGGAGUGUGACAAAGAUGACAGACACUGCAAUGGACGCGGGGUCUGAGGAUCAACCCCAGCAAGAUGAAGCGUCUGUGGCAGUCUCAACCCCUCAGGCAACCGACGCCGAGGAAACCGUGACGGUAGAGGAGCUGGAGGAACAACUGAAGGCGUCGCGGGCGGAGACGGCGGCGGCGAGGGAGGUUGUGACCGCCCUGACCCAGCAGUUGGCCACCUCGGUACCCAGGUCUCAAGCACUCAUGGCCCGUAAGGACCUGGAACGCCGCAUUGACACCCUCACCAGAGAGAACCAAGCUUUGACGGACAACGUAGAGAAAGAACAGCGGGAACGAGAGUGGCUGGAGGGGGAGCUGAGGGCCCAGUACGAGGCUGCUGAGGGGCUGGAACAGGAGAUGACCAACCUCCAAACCUUCGUCAGGAACCUCCACACACUCGUCGAGGAUAAAUCAAAGACCCUUGAGGCACAGAAGGAGGAGCGUGAAGGGAUUGGUCGGCAACUGGAGGAGGGGAAGGAGGAGGUGACACGACUGAAGAAAGAAGUGGAGUCGCGUUCCCGGGUCCUGGCCCGAGUUGAGGCUUCUAACAAAGAUACUGCCAGCGUCCUGAAGCUGAAGGAGGAGGACAUCGUAAGGUUGCAGAAGGAGUCGUCGUUGGCCAGGCGUCAGUAUGAUCAACUGGAGAAGACUGUGCAUCGCCAGGACCAGCGGAGAGCGGACGUCGAGGACCAGGUCAAGAAUCUCCGUGGCCACCUCAAGGUGGCGGAGAAGCAGGCGGAGACGGAGGAGAGGCAAAGGCUGAAGGUGGGCAGACAGGCGGAGAAACUCAAGCGGGAGAGGGACGUCGUACACCGCACUUACGUCAAGACCCUUGGUACUGUACAGAAACACGCUGGUCUGGUGCACAUCAGGGAGAUGGAGAGGCAGAACGCUGAGCGAGAGUUGGCACGAACCCGCCGAGACAUCACCAAGCAGGAUGGCCUCAUCACCGCCCUCCAGCACACUAGGGACAGACAGCUGGAGGAAACGACCAGGAUGGAGUCUCGAGUAGUCGAUUUGGCAGCAGAGAUUGAGACACAGGGAAGAGAGGUACAGCGUGCCCUCCAUACCCAGGCUGUCACCCGGGCACACCUCCAGCAGUCUAACGCCCUCGUGGAUGCCCUCAAGACGGACAACUUUACCAUCGGCAGACAGCUCAGAAACGUCAAGACGGAGAAGGAGGAGGUGCUGGAUGAGUCUAAAAAGGCGAGCUACCUGGUGACCAAACUGCAGCAGAACCUCAACGCCCGCGACCACGACCUCCAGAAGAUCACGUCAGAGGUGUUGAUAUUAGAGCGGGAACACGAGCAGGUGAGGGAGGCGGAGAGGGCGGCGAGGAGUGUGGCCCAGGAGAGGCAACGAGCUAUCCAGUACGCUGAGGGGGAGAAGCUUGGCCUCACCCACGUCCUCCAUGACCAGGAGGCCGCACUCAAGGCCCUGCAAAAAGACUUGGAGGAGGAGCGGGCGGGUAAGGGCGUGGUGGCGACACAGUUAGCUCGACGUAACGACGAGGUAAAGGCCCUGAGGGAGCGAGUGAGGCUGCUGGAACACGUCCUACACAAGGGCGACAAGGACUAUGUUAACCGUCUUCAGGACAUCAACACCCUCACCAACGAGGUCACCGCCCUCAGGGACGAGAGGCAGGUGCUGUCCCGCCACGUGAAGCUGGUGGAUUCCCUCAAGGUGGAGCUGGUGCGUCUCCAGAGGGAGUUGAUCGCCUCCCAGAACAAACGGGCAGUGUUGGAGGAGGAGAUCGUUCGUAGAGAGAAGGCCCACCGCUGGACCACCCUCAAGGCGUCUGACCCCAGCACCUACGACCUGUUACGUAAGAACCAACUCCUACAGAAGAGGCUCGUGGCGGCGACGCAGAGGUUGGCGGCCAGUGAGGGAGAGGCAGCGCAUAAAGAGCGGGAGGUGGAGGAGCUGAGGCGGAUAGUGGAAAGGUCGGCGGCUCAGCACCCUGACGCAGCCGCCUCCAGAGCCCACCUCAUUAAUCAGCUCCGUACCAAGGACGACCAAAUCAAGAGCGUGACGGCGGCACUGAACAUGGCAGUGUUGGCCCAGGAGGAGGGAGAACAAGACCGCCGUCACCUCAGGGACCAACUGGCAGCUACCAGACGCAGGCUUAAUACCUUACAGCGGAGACAGCAGCGGAGACGGCUAACGGGGAUGAACCAACAGGAGGGUGGUGGAGAGGGCGGCGGUCGGCAGGUGGACACUGACGGCACCAGGACCGGCGAGGUGACCCGAAACGAGGGAUGGUUGCCUUCACAUACCGCCUAGUCGGGCCCCGCUCUGACCAGAUAUCCCUCCUCUUAGAGACAGGCCUGGCACUUGACAUUAUUAGGGACCGGCCACACUUUGCCAUAAACAGAUACAU
Homarus americanus (American lobster) is the source of this 2731-nucleotide messenger RNA. RefSeq names its product cilia- and flagella-associated protein 58-like. NCBI's taxonomy places the organism in Eukaryota, Metazoa, Arthropoda, Malacostraca, Decapoda, Nephropidae. The record is from RefSeq and is a predicted model, not a curated record. Gene Ontology annotation, cellular component: cytoskeleton. The coding region runs from base 331 to 2634 and encodes 767 amino acids. The transcript is spliced from 17 exons.